This is a messenger RNA of Cinara cedri, 3768 nucleotides long. The record is from the annotation of a GenBank genome assembly. Lineage: Eukaryota; Metazoa; Arthropoda; Insecta; Hemiptera; Aphididae.
AUGUCGUUAGACGCAGAGGCACCACGAACGGCCGCCGAGAUGCCGGCGAUCAGCGAUAAAACCGCCACCAAUUUCACUGCGGCUUGGCUGUUGAAAUCGACGUCGAGCGAUAGCGAACCGAACGACUGUGCACCGGACGUGAAAACAGGAAGCAAACGCGUUACCGAUACGGUCAACCGCGACCAAAGGGGAUUCAAUCCGAAAAAACGACGUAAACAAACGAAUCCCACGCGGAUCUCGUCCGACGGGGAAAACGCGAACGUAACCAACGGUAAUAAUAACGAACGCGCCGCGGCGCCGUUAUUGUCGCCGGACGCUAACGUGAACGCGACGCCGAAGCAGAACGGCGGCGGGCCGGCAAAAGGCAAAAUGAAAUUGACGGGCCGCCAACACGCCGCCCCGUCCAACGUUCUUCCGUUAAAUCUGACGAAAUCCGGCGGCGCGCAAAAACGAUUGCCGGACGAUUCGAAAAAAACGAUCAAAAACAACUACCCGCUGAACGUCGGCGGACGGCCGCCGCUGAAACAAGAGUCGGCUGCCGAACUGCCAACCAAGUAUUACGCGGCGUUUUCUCAACGAGCUUUCGCCAAAACGAAAAGGGACAACUUUCCGGUGGCGGUCGGACGGCCUUAUGCAAUGCCGCCCGUUAAGAACAACAACCGUCAACCGUCCGGUCACGCGGCAAACGUAAGAAUGUCACCCGUCCCUGUGCAAAUAUUCAAUCCGGAGGCGUUUUGCGAUUUGUGCAACAAGGAAUUCUGUAACAAAUACUUUUUGAAAACGCACAAGGCUAACAAACACGGCAUUUACGGCGACGACGGUCCGUUCGCGGACCAACACGACAAAAGCCAAAAUAAAAUACCGUUGCCUCCGAUUGCCGGCGAUUUACCGCCGAACGACCGCUCCGGAGGAACGUCGCCGUCGACUUCGGCCGCGUUCAGAGGCGCACACGCUCAACCAGCAGCGGCGGCGGCAGGAAAUACGGGCUCGUCGAAAAGCUCGGCCAAUCCACAGAAUCGGGCGUUUUGCAACCUAUGCCAGAAGGAGUUCUGUAACAAAUAUUUCGUCAAGCGUCAUAAGGCCAAAAUUCACGGUUUCACCGUGGACAACGGAGACUAUUGCAAGAACGACCACGGUGUCCCGUUGAAAUUCAAAACCAACGGAGAAACGAGGAAAAACAACGUUUCGACGGAUAUGAACAAAUGCUACGAUAAAAACGACAAGUUCGCGCCGGGUCCGUCCGAAACGCCGAAAAACGUGCGCCCGAAGACGGCGGCGAAAGGUGCGGUCCAAAAACCGGUGGCAAACGAAGCGGCGCCCGUGCAGACGAAGGCGUUCAGAGUCGAAUCGCCGUGUAAUCAAAACAUUAAAGUGGAACGUUCGGACGAACACUACGUGAAUAAAGUACCGAACGGAUUGUACGGCACGACACACGGUCACGGCGAUAACGGCGAGAUCGCGAACAAUUCCACUCGUAACAUAAACGCUUAUUACGGACAAUCGGCGGUACACGAAGAGUUGUCCAAACCGUACGUCGAAAAUAAACCGCGACAGCAGCAGCAGCAGCAGCAGCAGCAGCAGCAGCAACAGUUGCAACAGCAACAGCAGCGACAAUUGCAACAGCAACAGCAAAGACAACUGCAACAGCAACAGCAGCAGCAACAGCAACAGCAACAGCAACAGCUGCAACAGCAACAGCAACAUCAACAGCUACAACAGCAACAGCAGCAGCAACAGCUGCAACAGCAACAGCAGCAGCAACAGCAAAGGCAACAACAACUUUCGAUCGCGGAAUUCGGGAACGGUGCCUGCAACGAUACUCCGAUGAACUUGAUUACUGUGAAUAACGGCGAGCACUACUACGGCGAUAAUCCGAAAAACGAUUACGGUACUGCUGCAAUGGGACGAAAAACCGACGACGCGCACGAACAUACGAAAACCGCGAAUGUCGCCAAAAACAACGACGGAAUUAUUGUUGACGAAAAUAUCGUUACGGCGGCGGCGGCGGCGGACCGGACGGACAAAAGCAAGUUGCUCGCGUUUCACAAUUUCAUUUUUCAACUGAACGAGCGUUCGCUGGAGAACGUAUUGAAAUGUUAUUUGUGUAACGCGCCGGUGGUGGACGGAUCGUUGAAAUCGCACAUUUUCGACAAACACGAACACCUCGUCAGCGAACUGAUGAACGAGACGCUGGAGCUGUGCAACAACAGCGCGGCGACCAACACGCGUGCCGAGUACUCGUGUCACGAUUGCCGGUUGACGUUCGACACGGACGCGUCACUGAAAACGCACUUCGACCAAUGGGAUUGCGGCGACAAAGGUUGCCGGGCGUCCACGGCCAGUCCCGCGGAUGACGACGAACAGCUCGGGCUGCCGCUGCCGUAUUUCGGCAGUCCGGGUGAAACGCAACACUACGCGAUAUUCAGCAGUUUCUGUAAGAUCUGCAACAAAGAGCUGUGCAACAAGUAUUUCAUGAAGACGCACAUGCGCCGGAUGCACGGCAUAUCGAUCAAAAUCGGCAACAACAUCGGCGGCGUGAUGUGCGACAUUUGCAACAAGGAACUGUGCAGCAAGUACUUUCUGCGCGUGCACAAGCAGAACUCUCACGGCGUGGUGGACGCUGGCGGACCCGGCACGAAAAACGGAUGGCAGGUGAUGGGCCCGACGGCGGCCGCCGCAAACGUCGGUGGCUGCGGCGGCAGCGGCGGUUCGCAAGCCGCUGCGGAAGAAACGGACGUCGGCAACAACAGGUACUACAGACACUACACCGAAGUGUGCGGCGUGUGCUUUAGACGGUUCCGGAGUUCGAAGUGGCUGAGCGCCCAUUUGUUGAACGAACACGGCGACGAGGGCAAAACGCAGUGGACGCAAAUACAGAACCAUCACGCGACCGUCGCGGAGCAAAACGAUAAGCAGCAAACGAUUGUCGCUACCGCCGCCGCCACCGUACCCCGGGCAGCGAUUUACGAGACAAACGAACCGAGCUCGGCGACGCCCAGUGUAUACGGUACCGUGCCGCAGCUCGAGCGAAAUUCCGCGAGUCCGGAACAGCGGAGACCGCCGACGAUCGAGGAGAUGAAACACUAUCGGUGUUCGUAUUGCGCGUUCACCACGUCCAUUUUGUCGUUUCUGUUCGUGCACGAAAAAUUCCACUUGGCCGAGCACAGAAACGCCGUGGAAGACGCGCUCGUAACCACACCGAUGCAGACGUGUUCCGUCUGUUGCGCGCAAUUCCCGGACACCGCGCAAUUGGAAAACCAUUUGAUACAUUGGCAUUUCAACAACAACAACAACAACAACAGCAACAAUAACUACACUGGCGCGUUUCCGCCGCCCGGCCCGUCGUGGGCUCCCGUUUCUCGCCGGUCCCCCGUCGCACCGUCGGUUAACUUUGCCCACACAAUCGCCGACAUCGGGUGUCCGCGUUCGGCCGCAUACAAUAACAGCGUCGUCCAGACGUCGGACGUGACGUACGGAAACGACGCGUUCGUAGCCGAACUCGGACCGCCGACGAUCGAACAAACGCCGCCGCCGUGGUAUCGGGCCGGCACAAACGUCGCGGUGCCCAACUACGGCUACGUUCCCAACCACGAGCCGUUUAUAAUGCAGUCGUUCUUCCUGGAAAACGGUUUGGCGACGCCGCCGAUCGAGGCGGAACUGCGGGCGGCCGGCCGAAGCGACCCGUUCCAUUCGUCUCUGGUGUACUUGCCGGUCAAGGAAAAGUUAACGUCCACCGUUAACGUGUUCUUCAAACUGACCCCGACGUAG